This is a messenger RNA of Phanerochaete carnosa HHB-10118-sp, 2227 nucleotides long. RefSeq lists its product as uncharacterized. The record is from RefSeq and is a predicted model, not a curated record. The transcript has 5 exons. The coding region runs from base 163 to 2151 and encodes 662 amino acids. Lineage: Eukaryota; Fungi; Basidiomycota; Agaricomycetes; Polyporales; Phanerochaetaceae.
CGUCUUGCUAUCGCCUUUCAACUCUUGCUUUCGAUGUUAUCUAUUCGAGGCUUGUUGAUUUACAAUACUAUCCACAUCUGUGUUCAAUCUUGGCUAUUUCUCAACGCAAUAUCUACUGGCCGACAUCGACAAACUGAACAUUACCUGGCAACGUAGUGGUGAAUGCCCCCAUCUCGGAAAGCUCAAAUUUCGAAACAUCUCGAAGACCUACGGGAGAAAGACAAACAGAUCGUUGAGCUCGAAUCGCGAUUAGAAGCCCAAGCAGCCAAGUCAUCCCUGCUGCAGGAACGCCUCGCGGCUACCCUGGACGCCAUGGAUGCUCUUCAGCAAACAUAUGAAAGUGAACUAAGUGCUGAGAGACAAGCGAAGGAGAAGGCGCGCGAAAAGUUGCAACGGUUCAUGGAGUAUGCUUCAUCUAUCGAGCGUGAGAGGGACGAAUGUCGGGAGGCAUUGUUAGCUGUGGUGGAGAAAGUAGAGGAAUACGCCGAUCUUUUAACUUGGCACAACAGUCUUAUCAGAGCCCCUUCCUUACUGGAACCCAUAGAACUCAGCAGAGGGCUCGCUGAGCCCGACGUCGAAGCAGACCCGAAAUUAAUCGUGGCUACCCUCCGCGCGGAGCUUGAGAGGGAACGGGUUUCACACGAACGGACGCACAAACACGUUGAAGAAGAGAUUUUAUCGCUGCGGGUGCGGCUGACUCGAUGUGAAGCUGAGUUAGAGGCUUGUGCAGUUCAUCAGGAUCACGCUGUUCUGCUAGCUUCCUCUGCCGGUGCAGACAUGGCACAGAUUUCACCUUCACAGAAAGUCGAGGCGAACGUCGAAUCGGGUCCUGCUCUUUCUCCCAAGGCUGCCUUCGAAGUUCUGGAGCUGAGAGCUGCCGGGAACAAAGCGCUGGAGAUGGAAUUCAUGAAUCUCUCCGCGAAGUUUCAACACGUACGCCAAGCAUCCGGGCCAGUCCGCACUGUCGCGACUCCUACCAUCCAUAAUCCACUAAAAUCGCCCGACCUUCGACCCUGCUCUCCAGAUGAUGUUCUCUCUCCGUAUACUAUGACUCCCCGACAUCCCUCUACCCCUCGCGCGGGCAAGAGUGCUUCGCAUCUGCGUCUCAGUCAUGCGGCCGAGGCGACCGACAGCCCUGCAAAGAUAGUAUCGACGGAGAUGGAGAAGUUCGAAGAGGAAGUGUGGGUCCUCGCUGAGGGGGUUGACAAUUUCGAGGAACAGCGCCGGCUCACGCGGAAGAGCAUCGAGGACAACUCCCUUGGCUCUGCUGUCGCUUCCUCUUCGACAGCACCGCGCAAUGUCGGGUAUGACACUUCGUCUUCGCAGAACACGGCCGUCCAGGGCGCACCGAGCCCGCCGAAAGCUGACGAAGCCGACGUCACGGCAGCUCUCCGCAUUGAGCUGGAGCAGGUCCGCAUCAAGGCUGCGCGGCGUGAGGCCGAGCUGCUCGAAGAGAUCACCAGGCUGCAGGAGGCGUUAUCGAGUAUUCCCCAGUCUUCUACACCGGCUAUUGGCGACUUCCUCGACGACGACGGUGUCGAGCAGCCCUUGUACCUCGCAAUGCCGCUUGCGCCCACGACGGUCCUCUGGGGAUCAGGGGAUAAGGAGAUCAUCACUAUCACGAACCAAGCUAUGGAAGCACAAAUGAGAACCGCCCUUGGGACUGCCACUGAACCCGAGACAGAUGCUGAGGACCAGGUCAUCGACGACUCCCAGUCCGCCGAGACAUCUGCCGCUGGCGUACAACCUCGGGAGGGCGCUCUUAGUCCCCUUUUUACCCGCCCUGACGCCGACACCGCUAUUGAUGAGGACGAGGACAUGUCCUUACGGGUCCCUCUUCCCCCGUCCCCGGAUGAUAGUGGAGAAGCAUUCGUCCGUUCGCAGUCCAAUGCGUUACGUCAUAGGCCACCUACGCCGUACGCCUCACCAGAUGUAUCGCUCAUGGACGCCGGGGCAACAGCUGAUGAGUCUGACGGAGAAAGUGCGCUGCUCCUUGCCGCGAAAGGGUGGGACUGCACCUGCGUGGAGCGCCUGGACAUUCUGGAGCGCGAGGUCGAGGAGACGAAACAAACGGUGGCACAGCGCGACGAAGAGAUCGUCGAGCUUCGACGGCAGGUGCACGAGCUCCGUAUGGUUGCGUUAGGACGAUAAUCGGAGAUAUACCAAAUUGUGUGCCUGCAAAGCACUGAAAUUUAUAUUCAUCUUACCGCUCAAUCGUUGGAAACGU